AUGGCCGGUCCCAAAUACCAGAACGUCCCCCAGCGUGACUCUUUCGAGGAGUCGUCGCACUCCCAGGCGCCACCGACCUACCAGGCAGCAGACCCCCAGCAAGCACUGCUUCGAGGUGUCCCGCGCGGCGAAGAUGACAAUCUGCCGGAUGACUUCAAGUUUGGCGGCGUGGUAGCUGAGGCGACCCUGGACAUUCGUAUGGCCUUCAUCAGGAAGGUGUACGCUAUUCUGACUGUCCAGCUUCUUGCCACGGCCGGCGUUAGCGCCCUCUCCAUGACCUCCAAAUCAUACCGAAACUGGAUUCAGACAAACCAGUGGAUGAUGUGGGUGUCGCUCCUCGGUACCUUUGUCUUCCUCGGCCUCACCUUCUGGAAGCGCAAGUCGUACCCCAUGAACCUCGCCUUCCUCGCCGGCUUCACCGCUAUGGAAGCGUACUCCAUCUCUGUCAUCGUCUCCUUCUACCAAUCUAGGAUCGUCCUCAGCGCGCUGGUCUUCACAUUAGGCAUCUUCAUAGCUCUGAGCCUGUUCGCCUGCCAGAGCAAGUACGACUUCACACACUGGGCUCCCUACCUCUUCGGUGCUAUCUGGAUUGUGAUCUUGUUCGGCUUCAUGGCUGCUUUCUUCCCGUACAACAGCAAGGUAGAGCUUGGUUACGGCAUUGUUACGGCUUUGAUCUUCUCCGGAUAUAUCUUGGUCGAUACACAGCUGAUCAUGCGCCACUACCACGUUGAGGAGGAGAUUGCUGCGGCCAUCUCGCUCUACCUUGACAUCAUCAACUUGUUUCUUGCUAUCCUGAGGAUCCUGAACUCGCAACAGCAGAACUAA
Macroventuria anomochaeta is the source of this 825-nucleotide messenger RNA. RefSeq names its product transmembrane BAX inhibitor motif-containing protein 4. The transcript has 2 exons. The record is from RefSeq and is a predicted model, not a curated record. The coding region runs from base 1 to 825 and encodes 274 amino acids. NCBI's taxonomy places the organism in Eukaryota, Fungi, Ascomycota, Dothideomycetes, Pleosporales, Didymellaceae. Gene Ontology annotation, cellular component: membrane.